UUUAUCUUUAUCUUUGUAACUUGUUCUUUCAAGUCAACUCAAUGGCUCUUUAUGGAAAGUUGGAGACUGAGGUAGAAAUUAAAGCUUCAGCUGAGAAGUUUCACGAAAUACUUCAUCAAAAGCUUCACCAUAUCUCGAAUGCUUCUUCAGAUAAAAUAAAAAGCUGCGAGUUACAUGAAGGAGAAUGGGGCAAAGUUGGCUCGAUCCUCUAUUUCACCUACGUGCAUGAUGGAAAGGUUUCUGUGGCAAAGGACCUUAUAGAAGCUGUUGACGAGGAGAACAAUUCAUUCACAUGGAAAGUGUUAGAGGGAGACAUUUUAGAGCACUACAAGAGCUUCAGAAUUAGAGUAAAAUCUAUCCCAAAGGAUGAGGGAAGUGUGAUUCACUUUACUUUGGAAUAUGAAAAGCUGCAUGAAGGAAUUCCAGAUUCACACAGUUUGCUUCAGCUUUGUGCUGAUAUCUCCAAAGACAUUGAGGCUUACCUUAUGGGAAACAAUAAUGAAGGUUCAUUUAUAGCCAAGGCAUGACCAACAAACCUCUCACUUCACCCAUAACUAAGGUGGUGCUAUUACUAUAUUAUGGAAUAAUACUUGGCAAUUACUAUGUUGCUAAUUAGUGUUUUAUACUUGGCAUAGCUAAGGUGGUGUUUUAUAAGUGUUGUGAAAUGUUAUAAUCUCUGAUCUUUGUAUGCUUUUAAUAAAAUAGAACAAAGUUUGUGUCUUGGUGCAAUAA
Cucurbita maxima (winter squash) is the source of this 732-nucleotide messenger RNA. RefSeq names its product MLP-like protein 43. The record is from RefSeq and is a predicted model, not a curated record. The transcript is spliced from 2 exons. Gene Ontology annotation, biological process: defense response. Lineage: Eukaryota; Viridiplantae; Streptophyta; Magnoliopsida; Cucurbitales; Cucurbitaceae. The coding region runs from base 42 to 527 and encodes 161 amino acids.